GAAACUUGAUCCACUCAAACACACACAUCGCCUUCAUCGCAUGCUUCUUCUCCUGCUGCUAUUUCUCUCCUCCCAUGCAUGGCUUCCGCUCUGGUAAACAGCGUCGCCUUCUCACCAUCGCCGUCGCCGCCGCCGCCGGCGGCUAGGACGGAGACGCAUUCCUGGAUAUUAGGUCCUAGGAUCUCCUUCAGCCACGAUGCCGCUGCCGACCCUUCCGCCGCCAUGGCCCCAGCCGAUCAGGACGGCCCCGACUCCUCGGCCGAGGACUUCGAGUUCCACCUCCAAGACGACCCCGUCUCCAUGCUCCCUGCCGACGAGCUCUUCUCCGAGGGCAAGUUGGUUCCUCUCCAGCUCGCGGCUCCGCGAUCGGCGGAGGCCCGCUCGGCCGUGGAGGUCGGUUUGGCGGAUCCGCUCCCGAAGGCAGAGAUAGAUCCGUACGCGUUCUCUCCCCGUGCGCCACGGUGCUCCGCUGGCUGGCGCGAGCUUCUCGGCCUCAAGCGAGCGCGCGCGGCGAAGUCCGCCGGUGUCCAAGUGUUGCAUGGCGGACCGGUGGACGCCGCCGUUCCGAGGAGCGUUAUCCCUAGGUCCGUCAUCAAGCAUUUGCUCCUCCACCGGCAACCCAAGAACGCCUCCAUCGUCGAGUCGAUGAGUCUCCCUCUCCUCCGCGACUCGGAUCACGACUCGACGCCGGUCGCCACCCGUCUCUCCCACUCUUCUUCUUCCUCCUCGGGCCCCGACCACGAGAACCUCGCCAGGCUCUCCAUCGAGUCCGACAAGCCCGGCCCCAUCCCUCCUCGGGUCCGCCUCGCGCGACGGCGCCCCGCCAUGCUGGCGUCUUCGAGAGACGCCCUAGGCCCUAAUCGGCGGACUGCCGAUCCGCCAGCGCAACCGCCACGGGGAGUGUCGGUGGACAGCCCGCGGAUGAGCCCGUCGGGCAAGAUCGUGUUCCAAGGCCUGGAGCGAAGCUCGAGCAGCCCUGGGAGCUUCACUGGAGGCCCGAGGCCGCGACCGCGAGGCGUCGAUAGGUCUUAUUCCGCCAACGUCCGAGUAGCGCCGGUACUAAACGUCCUCCCCGUCGGCUCGCUCCGGGGCUCCAGCAAGACCGUCUCCGUCUUCGGGCAGAAGAAAGAUCGCUACGGCUCCGCGUCGAAACGGGCGGAAUUGACCCGGCGCCACCGGCGUCAGGAUCGGGACCGCCAUGCUUCCCCAAAAAUAAACUAGCACACAAAAAAAUCCCCAAAAAUGAAGAAACUUUUUCCCAAGAUUCUGUUUGAUGUUUCCGAUCUACUCCGUACUUCUUCUCCGGUGUGCGGGGUACAUUAGCGCUCCGCCGCUCUCACGGCUUGGCUAAUCUGCGCCAGUUCAUCUUGAUCGUCAAGCCAGGCGAACGUUAGCGGUCGCCCCCCUCCCCGCCCUCCGGCGACCGGCAUACGUUAGCGCGCAAAGGAAUCGACGAAUCGAAUAUCUGCCCCGUUUGGCCAACCCCCAGCACUCUCUCUCUCUCUCUACCAAUCCGGAUCAGAUGCGCAGCUUAGCCUGUGGUCCUCCAUGUCCGUACUGCUGCACAGCAUCCAUGUGACGUGCCUUCACUUCCAUAAUCAAUCAAACAUACUUUUUCCUCAAUUUCUUCCCUAUUUUUCAUCGCGGUUUAAACAAUCUUAUCCAUCUAAUCUCCAUCUUUUCCAAAAUUCAAUUUUUAACAGGAAAAGGAGGCCGUUUCAGAGCCUAACACAUCGCAGCAGCAGCACUCCCACAGAGCUCGACGGCCGGCGACGUGUUCUGACGUGCUGCCGCUCGAUCACCAGACAAAGGUUCCACUCUAUUAAAAAAACAAUUCCUGAUGCAGUUCUUCCAACAAAGAACGGAGCUUUCCGCGAGCUGGGAGUUGUAGAAAAUCAACCAUGUGAUCGUUCGUUGUACUUGGAUGAUCUUUGUCGAUUGACAGAAGGAACAAGCUUGAGGCAUGUGAGGUGGGACUGGAAGUUGUUCAGAGAUCAACAGGCCAAUCACUGAUCCAUGCAGAUGAACAUGGCUAGAUGAACAAGUUCUAUGAUGAUCCGUGGACAGAGAUGCAAUGUGAGGGCAGACACAUCUUCACAGAUAAAGCUGGGCUCUAAUAGGAGCACUAGAGGAAGAACAGAGUUCUUUGCUUCUUUUCACUCUCUUUGAGUUCAAUGAUGCCACAAAGUAAAUUUCUGGGUUUCAGUGCGGUUAAUCCAAAAUGUCUUCUACUAACAUUAGGAAGAUAUAUCAUGAUUUUUCUUUCUUUAAUUCUACUUUCUACCUACAAAUCAUUGGAGGAAUUCUUCAGCAGAAGCACAAUGUUCAAAAGAAGCCAAGAUCAUUGUUUCAUUUGGCUGAAUAAUUCAUGAGUUGAUAUUUAUUGAUUCAUGUAAUUAUGAUCAAACUAGUUUUUGCUACCAUUUAAUUGUAUUCUCAGGAGCACAUCUGUAAAGUGUAAAUUUGUAUAGUUACAAAAUUCAUUCCACCACUUUGCUGUCA
Molecule: messenger RNA, 2502 nt
Organism: Zingiber officinale
Lineage: Eukaryota; Viridiplantae; Streptophyta; Magnoliopsida; Zingiberales; Zingiberaceae
Exons: 3
Coding region: 79-1221 (380 amino acids)
Source: RefSeq, a predicted model, not a curated record